This is a messenger RNA of Helianthus annuus (common sunflower), 2280 nucleotides long. RefSeq names its product protein FAR1-RELATED SEQUENCE 5-like. Gene Ontology annotation, biological process: regulation of DNA-templated transcription. Gene Ontology annotation, molecular function: zinc ion binding. Lineage: Eukaryota; Viridiplantae; Streptophyta; Magnoliopsida; Asterales; Asteraceae. The transcript is spliced from 7 exons. The coding region runs from base 1 to 2280 and encodes 759 amino acids. The record is from RefSeq and is a predicted model, not a curated record.
AUGGCUGAUUCGAACAACCAACAACAUCUAACUGUUGCCGGCGGUACGGAGGUACCCAACCUCAAUGAUGAUCCCGGUUCACCCUUAAAUGUUGUCCCACAUAAUCUUUCACUUCAUUUUGCAUUUAAUGAAGAUGAAGAUGCUUUGGGUGAGGGUAGAGUUUCUUCAGAUCCUGAACCUAUUUCUUCAGAGAUUCCACCCUCUCUUCUGAAUCAAAAUGGACAAAAUGAUGAUGAAGAUGGUGUUCAAGAUUGUACUUUUACUCAGUUGCUAUCCACAGGUGUUCAUGCGGACGAGGAAUUUUAUGUUCACCACACACCCAAUGAGACUAGAAUGUGGUGUCCUAAUGUUCCUAUUGUUUUAAAGCCUGUUGUUGGUUCUGUUUAUGAAACGUGGAAGGAUGUGUUCAGUAUGUACAAGGACUAUGCUGUGUAUUCUGGGUUUUCUAUUCGUAAGGGUCAAACCAAGAGAUGGAAGGGGGUUGUCACUCACCAGUACAUAAGGUGUACUAAAUAUUCAAAACCACAGAUUAAGCGUAAAACUGAUACUUUGGAGCAUUCAAGCUUGACUAUUAGGCAAAGUAAUUUCACAGUGACAGAUUGCAAGGCUAGUAUACUGGUUAAGUUUUGUGAGGGCAGCUCUACGUGCACAGUGGUAGGGUUCAAUGAGCACCAUAAUCAUCCGUUUGUUGAGCGUUUCAAUCGUGACCUAAGUAGGACUUCAAGGAAACUACCAUUUGCAUCGAAACAGUUUAUCCAUAACAUGAGUUUGAACAGAAUUGGUCCGAUUGUUUCUCACAGAGUUUUAGUGUCCCUGAUGGGUGGACAUCACAAUGUACGUGGCACGCCAACUGAUUUUAAGAACUGGAGCCAGUCGGUUAGGCUUUAUAUUGGUGAUCGUGAUGCGCAACUUGUUAUAGAUCGUCUCAAAGAAAGAUCUGAGAGCUUACCAGACUUUUACUAUGAGUUUGUUGUUGAGAAAGGGCAAUUGAGAUCGAUUUUUUGGGCAUACGAAAUUUCCAAUAUAAACUACGAGGUGUUUGGGGAUGUGUUAGCUUUUGAUGCGACUUAUCACACUAACAAGUACAACAUGAUUUUUGUUCCUUUCACAGGCGUUGAUAAUCAUAAACAAUGUGUGACAUUCGGUGCUGGCUUGUUAUUCAAUGAAACCACUGAGUCUUACAAGUGGUUUCUUGAAUCAUUUCUGAAGGCACACAAGAAGCAACCAAAGUUAGUUCUGACGGACCAGGAUCCUUCAAUGAAAGCUGCCAUUUCAGAGAUUGCUGGAGGCCUGUUACAAAACUCUGAGCUAAGAGCAUUGAUGCAUCGUUUGGUGUGGAGUAUUCACAUGAAGCCAUCUACAUUUGAGACGCGUUGGCAACUUUUGAUGGAGGAAUAUGGGUUACAAGAUCACGACUGGUUGAAGGACAUUUCUGACCUAGCUAUUGAGAAGCAUGCUUUUGAGUUGUAUACACAUGCAAUUUCUACAGAAGUAAGAAAAGAGAUAUACAAGGGGAAAUUGUUUUGUUACAUUGUAAACACGGAGGAUUGUGAUGAUGGUUGUGUUUACUAUGUGAAUCAAUUGGACAAACGUAACAAUGCAACCAACACAUUUACGGUUAUACUUGAGUUGAGUAACCAGUCGGUAUCCUGUUCAUGCAACAACUUCAUCCGUAUUGGAUAUCUGUGUAGGCACAUUUUUUGUGUUUACCGGGUAAACAAUAUUGAAAGAAUCCCGGCCCAGUAUGUUGUUAAGCGUUGGUCUAGGGACGUGCUUCCUAAAAGUUUAUUUUCUAUUGAGAGUCGAUAUGGCGUUGACACUCGUCCACAAGCUGCUGCGAGAAGUCAGAUUCUUGAGAUCGUAACUGAAUGUGUGGACGCAUUAAGAAGCGAUGUUGGAGGACUUUCCUCUUUCGCUGAGCAGAUAAAGGAACUGAAAUGCAAGUUACUAAAUGGAGGACCAGUUGAUGACGAAGCCAACAAUGAUAACUAUGCUGCUGUUGAAGAAUUGCUUGGUGUUUCUUUAGAUGGGGUCGUAACUCUCGACAAUCCAGACGGGAUCAGGAACAAAGGACGCGGCAAACGCCGGCGAUUGUCUAGAGCACCUCAGGAUGCAACGAGCAACUCUGCUGUCAAACCUCCCAAAACACCCAGGCUUUGCCGAACCUGUAUGAAGUACGUGACUGGGCAUGAUUCAAGAAAUUGCAAGAAAAAGAAGAACAAGAAUAAAUCGGGUAACGAGGACGAGGACUCAAGCUCUGCGAGUCAGGAGUCCACUUGA